AUGCAGAGACACACAGGCAGCCUGCUCAAAACACACCUCCGCUCCUUCUCCACCAGUCGUCCUCAUCAGAAACUCUCCGAUGUCGUGUUUCUUGCUGCAAAACGCACACCUGUUGCUAAAAUGAAUGGUGCCUUGAAAUCCAAGACUGCCGUUGAAUUAGGGACGAUUGCGGUGAAGGCUGCGUUAGCUGCUUCUGGCUUAAAGCCUGAAGCUGUGGAAGAGGUGUUUAUGGGACAAGUGAUUCAAGCGAAUGCUGGACAGUCACCUGCACGACAAGUGGUAUUGGGUGCAGGCAUGCCAACGAGCACGGAAGCCAGCACCAUCAAUAAAGUGUGUGCGUCCGGUAUGAAGAGUAUCAUGCUCGCUGCACAAUCCAUCUCGCAUGGCGAUCGGCAAGUCAUGAUUGCGGGAGGUAUGGAGAGUAUGUCAAAUGCACCAUUUUAUAUGCCUCGACACUUGACGUUUGGUCAUGUUACGGCAAAUGAUUCGAUUGUCAAGGAUGGUCUUUGGGAUGUCUACAAUAACUUUGCUAUGGGAUUGUGUGGAGAACACUGUGCAGAGACGUACAACAUCUCACGAGAGGAACAAGAUGCCUUUGCGAUUGAAUCAUACAAACGUGCCGUCGCAGCGUGGGAUGCGGGCAAGUUCAAGGAUGAAGUGGUCGCUGUUGAGUUGGGUGGUCGAAAGGGCGGUGUGGUGACGGAGGAUGAAGAACCACGCUCCCUCAAGCUCGACAAGAUUCCAACCUUGCGACCUGUCUUUAAGCGUGAAGGCGGAACGGUGACUGCAGCGAAUGCAUCACCUUUAAACGACGGCGCGUCUGCUGUGGUUCUUGCACACAAAUCUGUUGCUGAAGCACAAGGCCUGACACCCAUGGCACGCAUGGUUGGAUAUGCCGAUGCUGCACUCAAACCCAUUGACUUCACAGUGGCUCCCGCAGAAGCCAUCAAAAAAGUCCUUGCCAAGACAGGACUAGCGGUGAAGGAUAUCGCUGCUUGGGAACUGAAUGAAGCGUUUGCCGUGGUAGGCAUUGUCAAUACAAAACUGCUACAACUCGACCCUGCAAAAGUCAAUGUGAAUGGUGGUGCCGUUGCGCUGGGACACCCCAUUGGCUCAAGUGGUAGCCGGAUUGUGGUGUCGUUGCUGCAUGCGCUGAAGCAAGGUGAGUAUGGGUGUGCGGCGGUGUGCAAUGGCGGUGGCGGCUCUUCGGCGAUCAUUGUGCAGAAGAUGUAG
Messenger RNA from Protomyces lactucae-debilis, 1233 nucleotides. Its product is annotated as peroxisomal 3-ketoacyl-CoA-thiolase. Bases 1 to 1233 code for a protein of 410 amino acids. The record is from RefSeq and is a predicted model, not a curated record. Gene Ontology annotation, biological process: fatty acid beta-oxidation. NCBI's taxonomy places the organism in Eukaryota, Fungi, Ascomycota, Taphrinomycetes, Taphrinales, Protomycetaceae. The transcript has a single exon. Gene Ontology annotation, molecular function: acetyl-CoA C-acetyltransferase activity.